UACAAUAUAAAGUCAUAUACAGUUUGAAGUGAGGGCUGCAGCUUCACACUGCUUCAUCACACUGACACAGAGGACUGAUGAAGAAGCAGAGGAUUUACUCCUGAUGGAGCACAGGGUCAGAUCAGCAGGAAGCUCUUCUUCUACACAGACCUGGUCCUCACAGCUGAUGGACUUCAUGAGCAGAAACUGAGUGGCUGCAGGUGAUCAGCAACAUGAAAAGAUCCCAGCAGAGAGAGGAGACUCCUGAACCCAGCUGUGUGUCCCUGAAGAGUGAUCAGUCUUUUGGUCGUCUGAUUGACUUCAAAGAUGGAAGCCGUUCUUCUGACCCGGUAGAGGACCAGCAGAGCUCAGAGGUUCCCAGAGGGCAGUCUGCCCAGCAGCAUCAGACGGAGAUGGACUCCAUCUUUAUGCUGCUGGAGGACAACAUCAUCACUUUUGUGAAGAGCGAGCUGAAGAAGAUCCAGAAGACUCUGAGAUCAGAUUACCCAGAAUACUUAGAGAGUCAAAGGGAGGAUGAGGAGGUGUUGGACGGUGAGGAUGAAGAGCAGAGGAGGAGCAGCAGAGAGGCAUUUCUGAGGAUCACACUGCACCUCCUGAGGAGCAUGAAGCAGGAGGAGCUGGCUGAGCGUCUGCAGAGCAGAAGUGCUUCUGGAGUCUGUCAGCGUAAACUCAAGUCCUCCCUGAAGGAGAAGUUCCAGUGUGUGUUUGAGGGCAUUGCUAAAGCAGGAAACCCAACCCUUCUGAACCAGAUCUACACAGAGCUCUACAUCACAGAGGGGGGGGCUGCAGAGGUCAAUGAGGAACAUGAGGUCAGACAGAUUGAAACAGCAUCCAGGAAACCAGACAGACCAGAAACCCCCAUCAGACAAGAAGAGCUCUUUAAAGCCUCACCUGGAAGAGAUGCACCAAUCAGAGCAGUGCUGACAAAGGGAGUGGCUGGCAUUGGGAAAACAGUCCUAACUCAGAAGUUCACUCUGGACUGGGCUGAAGGCAAAGCCCACCAGGACAUCCAGUUCACAUUCCCAUUCACCUUCAGAGAGCUGAAUGUGCUGGGAGAGAACCAGUACAGCUUGGUGGGACUUGUUCAUCACUUCUUCCCUGAAACCAGAGACGCAGGAAUCUGCAGCUUUGAUCAGUUCCCGGUUGUGUUCAUCUUUGACGGUCUGGAUGAGUGUCGACUUCCUCUGGACUUCCACAACACUGAGGUCCUGACUGAUGUCACAGAGUCCACCUCAGUGGAUGUGCUGCUGACAAACCUCAUCAGGGGGAGGCUGCUUCCCUCUGCUCGCCUCUGGAUAACCACACGACCUGCGGCAGCCAAUCAGAUCCCUCCUGAGUGUGUGGACUUGGUGACAGAGGUCCGAGGGUUCACUGACCCCCAGAAGGAGGAGUACUUCAGGAAGAGGUUCAGAGAUCAGGAGCAGGCCGGCACCAUCAUCUCCCACAUCAAGACCUCACGAAGCCUCCACAUCAUGUGCCACAUCCCAGUCUUCUGCUGGAUCUCUGCUACAGUUCUGGAGGAGGUGCUGAAGACCAGAGAGGGAGGAGAGCUGCCCAAGACCCUGACUGAGAUGUACAUCCACUUCCUGGUGGUUCAGUCUAAAGUGAAGAACAUCAAGUAUGAUGGAGGAGCUGAGACAGAUCCACACUGGAGUCCAGAGAGCAGGGAGAUGAUGGAGUCUCUGGGAAAACUGUCUUUUGAGCAGCUGCAGAAAGGCCACCUGAUCUUCUAUGAGUCCGACCUGACAGAGUGUGGCAUCGGUAUCAGAGCAGCCUCAGUGUACUCAGGAGUGUUCACACAGGUCUUUAGGGAGGAGAGAGGACUGUACCAGGACCAGGUGUUCUGCUUCGUCCAUCUGAGCCUUCAGGAGUUUCUGGCUGCUCUUCAUGUCCAUCUGACCUUCAUCAAGUCUGGAGUCAACCUGCUGUCAGAAGAACCAACAACCUCCAGGCUGCUUAAAUUCUUCAGAGACAAACCCAAACUAACACAUCUCUACCAGAGUGCUGUGGACCAGGCCUUACAGAGUCCAAACGGACACCUGGACUUGUUCCUCCGCUUCCUCCUGGGUCUCUCACUGCAGACCAAUCAGGAACUCCUACGAGGCCUGCUGACAGAAACAGGAAGUAGCUCAGAGACCAAUCAGGAAACAGUCCAGUACAUCAAGAAGAAGAUGGAUGAGGAUCUGUCUGCAGAGAGGAGCAUCAACCUGUUCCACUGUCUGAAUGAACUGAAGGAUCGUUCUCUGGUUGAUCAGAUCCAACAGUCCCUGAGUUCAGGACGUUUCUCCACAGAUGAUCUGUCUCCUGCUGAGUGGUCAGCUCUGGUCUUCAUCUUACUGUCAUCAGGAGAAGAUCUGGACGUGUUUGACCUGAAGAAAUACUCUGCUUCAGAGGAGGCUCUCCUGAGGCUGCUGCCAGUGGUCAAAGCCUCCAGGAAGGCUCUACUGAGUGACUGUAACCUGUCAGAGAGAAGCUGUGCAGCUCUGUCCUCAGUCCUCAGCUCCCAGUCCUCUAGUCUGAGAGAGCUGGACCUGAGGAACAACGACCUGCAGGAUUCAGGAGUGAAGCUGCUGUCUGCUGGACUGCAGAGUCCACUCUGUACUCUGGAGACUCUCAGGCUGUCAGGCUGUCAGGUCUCAGAGGAAGGCUGUGUUUCUCUGGCUUCAGCUCUGAGAUCCAACCCCUCCCACCUGAGAGAGCUGGACCUGAGCUACAAUCAUCCAGGAGACUCAGGAGAGAAGCUGCUGUCUGCUGGACUGGAGGAUCCCCUCUGGAGACUGGAGACCCUCUGGAUGGAGCCUGGUGGAGUCCGAUGGUUGAGACCCGGUCUGAGGAAGUAUUCCUGUGGACUCACACUCGACUCAAACACAGCACACAGAAAACUCAGACUGUCUGACAACAACAGGAAGGGGACACGUGUGAGAGAGGAGCAGCCAUAUCCUGAUCAUCCAGAGAGGUUUCACUACUGGAAACAGCUGAUGUGUAGAGAAGCUCUGACUGGUCGCUGUUACUGGGAGGUCGAGUGGAGAGGAAAGGUUUAUAUAUCAGUGACUUACAGAGGAACCAGGAGGAGAGGAGACAUGGAGAACUGUGUGUUUGGACAUAGUGAUCAGUCCUGGAGUCUGAAAUGCUCUGAUGGUGGUUACUCUGUGAGGCACAAUAUCAGUAAAACACUCAUCUCUUCCUCCUCCUCCUCCUCCUCCUCCUCCUCCCCCUCCUCCUCCUCCUCCUCCUCUGGUAGAGUAGCAGUGUAUCUGGAUUGUCCUGCUGGCUCUCUGUCCUUCUUCAGAGUCUCCUCUGACUCACUGAUCCACCUCCACACCUUCAGAACCAAAUUCACUGAACCUCUCUAUGCUGGGUUUGGGUUUGGGCUCAGUCCUGGUUCCUCAGUGUCUCUGUGUCCUCUGCAGGAGGAAGAGUCUCUUCCUGUUCCAGAAGCUUCCUCCCUGCUGCCCAGAUAGUUCAGUGUGUACAGGAUCACAGCUGAUGUUAGUUAGUUCCAGCCUGAUGAGUGUGAGGGCUUUUACUUUAUUAUAACAUCAAUCACAGUUGGUUCAUAAAGCCCAAUAUCACACAUUUUACAUCUGUCUCAGUGGAUUCACAGUUUGUACAGAAUACCACUCCCUCUGUCCUUGGACCCUCACAUCGGACAAGGAGACACUCCCAAAGAAACCCUCCCCCAACAGUUAACGGGGAAACUGAAGAAACCAUGGAGAGAGCAACAGAGGACUGUCCCUCCCCAGGACGGACAGACGUGCAAUACAUGUUAAAUUAAAGUGAUAACCAAUUUACGAUAGAGGGAGUGCAGCUGCAGAAAAAUGCACGUGUCUAUAAGUAAGAACACGGUGAAUCCAGGUGGAUGUGCCGAUAGGGCACCGGUUCCGACAUAAACGGUAGUAACGAGACCGAAUAAGAACGAACAUUUGCUAAAAUGUGUGAAGACCAUUUUUGUUUCACUUCGUAUACCAUUGUUCAUAUGAUGAAAUGAGUUGUUCUAUUUGGCUUUUAGUUUUGUUUAAUGUUUGUUGUGUGUGUGUGUGUGUGUGUGUGUGUGUGUGUGUGUGUGUGUGUGUGUGUGUGUGUGUGUGUGUGUGUGUGUGUGUGUGUGUGUGUGUGUGUGUGUGUGUGUGUGUGUGUGUGAGGACCCCAGGAAGAAUAGCCAACGCUUAUGCUCGUGCUAAUGGGGAUCCUAAUAAAGAAUAAGAAU
Eleginops maclovinus (Patagonian blennie) is the source of this 4207-nucleotide messenger RNA. RefSeq names its product NLR family CARD domain-containing protein 3-like. Gene Ontology annotation, biological process: intracellular signal transduction. Bases 213 to 3461 code for a protein of 1082 amino acids. The transcript is spliced from 10 exons. The record is from RefSeq and is a predicted model, not a curated record. Gene Ontology annotation, molecular function: protein binding. Lineage: Eukaryota; Metazoa; Chordata; Actinopteri; Perciformes; Eleginopidae.